This is a messenger RNA of Cephus cinctus (wheat stem sawfly), 3860 nucleotides long. RefSeq lists its product as uncharacterized. The transcript is spliced from 6 exons. The record is from RefSeq and is a predicted model, not a curated record. Bases 277 to 2121 code for a protein of 614 amino acids. NCBI's taxonomy places the organism in Eukaryota, Metazoa, Arthropoda, Insecta, Hymenoptera, Cephidae.
UAUCCAUCAUGGGAUCAUGAAUGUAUUCGGUUGAUUUAAGUGUCAUUUUUAUAUUCGUACCACUUUUUGGCCAAAUUAAAUUUCCAAAUUAACAUGAAUCCAUAUGUUUUGGCUCGCAAAUACAAAAAUUAAAAUAAAUACUUUAAAUCAUGGGGGAAAUUAUGAAAUAACAGUGUAACUAUGUGUAACCAAGUUUCAAGAUUUAUUCGAAAUCCAAUUUUAAAAAAGUCCUAAAAUAAUUUUCUUUUGAGUUUUGAGUAUUCAGUUCAUAUAAAAAUGCCACCUAAAGCUCCGCCACCUAAAUCUCCGCCACCUAAAGGUGGCAAGGACAAAAUGAAUAAAGGAAAAAAUAAGGGAAAGCGUAAGAAGCACAGAUUAAAUCUGAAAGGAUUUCUGAAGACGCCAGCCGACUGGGCAAGAUUCGAUGCCUGGGCAAAAGUCAAUGCUCAACCCAGAAAACAACCUGAGCCAGAACCAAUCGAAAGAUCAGCGAAACCCUUAAGCUAUUUUAAGAAAAGGCUUCAGGUCUUAUCGAAACCGCAUAAGAAACCGGAUUCGAGUAUUAAUUGUCGAUUGGCCCUUGAAGUCUCGAAGGCUGCAUUGAAAGCGAAACCUUCGAAAAGAAUAAUAAAAAUGUCGCUAUUUGUCGCACGGGUGGUAGACUACGGUCGAGAAUUUCCAUUACAAAUAUCGCAGGCAGCUUUGCGUUACAAGCCGAGUCAAAGGAUACUGGAAAUAAGUCAGCCACAUAAGUUCAUCCCGGAGGAGUGCAAAUCUUUGGAAAUAUCGAAAAAUGCACUGAAGCAUAAAACUACAGCCAGGGAGAGGAGAAUGGCGAUAGGGAAAAAAGCAAUCGAAUGUCCAGAUCAACUCACCGAUGAGGAACUUGAUAUUCUGAUGACACCAACAGGAAUUCGUAGAAGUGCUUUGAAUUACAAGUUUACGUCAUGGAUGCUAUUGCUGUCUUUGCCUUCGUACCGAUUUUUGAAAGAGAGAAGUGACGAGGAUGCGAAGACAUGGAAAAAGUUGCUGGUCGAAGAAAGUGAAUCGCGUGGUAAAAGAGCAUUGGAGGAGAAGAAGAAAAAGUUGAAACCAGAGAAAUCAAAGGCGAAGCAAAAGAAAGCGUCGAAAAAGAGCGACGAGAGUCCUGAAAAAGAAGAGAAAGUUGGUGAUCAGAAGGUAGAGAAUAUCGAAGAGGAGAAAAAGGAAGAGCUUAAAGAAGAACAGGAUACGGAGAAACAGGUAGACGAAGAAAAUAAAGUUAUAGAAAAUCAAGAUCAGGUUGAGAAGCAAGAGAACUUGGACACCGAAUCGAAGAAAGUUGAGAAUACACCGGCCGAGGAUACAAAGCCAAAAGUGAUAGAACACCAACCAAAGAAGAGAAGAAGGAAGAACGUUCAAAAAGGAAAAGGAAAAGAGGAAGAAGCAAAGAAAAAGAAAGCUGAAAGAAAUGCCUGGAGAACGGAACCAUCACCUUGCAAAAUGGAGGCAUUUAGAGUGUCGAAGGCUGCUCUAAAAGGAAAAGUCUCACCGCGAAUGGCCGAAUUGGCUAAACCGCAUAUCCACAAGACUGAUUCCUGCAGGAAGAAUCCAUUUGCAGUUAAAAAAGGGGCUCUGUCAGCUCAGGCUUCCGGUCGCGUAAUAGAAAUGGCGCAACCAACUAGACCACGAGAUACCGUAACGAGAGAACCACCUCGUGAGAAAGACCCAUAUGGUCGUCCCAUAUAUCCAAAACCGCCAUAUGGUAAACGCGUGCUUAGAUUAAAACCAUAUGUCAUGGGCAAGUGCAAGGACAAGGAAGAAAAGGUGGAAAAGCCAAAGAAAACAAAGCCAAUAGAUCCAAUAGCUUAUGCAACUACCAUUGAUCCUUGUAUCGAUCCUGAAGGAGCCAAAAGACAAGCCAGAGCCAGGAAGCGUGUUGAGCAGAUGAAAAAAACAAAGCAGUCUCAAAAAACAAAUGCAAAAGCUGAAAGUAAUACGUCAAAUACAAAAGACAAUAAAGCUAAAACUAAUACGUCAAAUACAAAAGACAAUAAAGCUGAAACUACUAUAUCAAAUACAGAAGACAAUAAAGCUGAAACAACUGUGUCAAAAACAGAAGACAAUGAAGCAGAAACGUAAAAGACGGAAUAAUACGAAGAAAGGCUGUAUUAAUCAACAGGAAAAAGAUCAAUACUAAGAAUACUCAAUGGAAAUAAGAUUUACGAUGUAUGACGCAUAAAAAUAAUAUUACUGUAGGAAUAUCACCCAGAACUUGGUAUUCUUACGUAAAUGAUAAAUAUUAUAAAAUAUAUAUCUCUUAGCUCAUAAAGAAAAAUAACUAACAUUUUUUUAACACAUAUUUUUCUUCGUAUUUCAACAUAGAAAUAAAAACACAGUUUAAUAGGCACUUAUGCAUAAACAAAAAGGUGUGCAGAGUUGAGUGUUGCAUGAGGCCUCAGGAGGGAAAGCGAGAGCGGAAACUGAUAGUCCACAUGGUUAAAAUUAAUUUUUAUCACUCAACACUCAAAUGACACUUGGUGAAAAUAUCGAUAUGUUUGGCAUGUGGAUGAAGCAUCGGAUCCUUAGCCGGAUACUCUGCUUCUUGAUUGUCGAUGCGAUUAAGUAUUUAACUCUUGUCAUUAUGUCGAGGUCAGCUGUAAGCGUAGCCCUCAAAGGUGCAUUGCCUCCUUUAUUGCUUCUGUGACAAUGAUUUAUUCAGCCUCCUUGGACGAUAGAACCACUGACGUUGCUUCUGGGAUUCCCAGGAAAGAGUUGCUCCACCCAGGGCAAAAACAUAGCCUGAUCAGUUUCUUACAUACACGUGCAUACCCACUGUCUACCAACUUGACGAAGUCAUCUAUAUGUAUAUUUCCUUCUUGAGACGGCACAUACUGUCACCAGGGUCAAGACUGGCCAUUAUCCUCUUCACAAGACUUUCAACUUAGGUCCCGGGGCUCUUACCCGGGAAAUAUUUCUAAAAAUAUGAUUUUAAACAACUCAGGGACCUUUGUAAUUACUUCUUCAUUAUGGCUGCUAUGCAAAUAUGCUGUCUUGAUAUCCGCUUAUUGCAUUUCAAGAUCCACGUAUAGAGCAAGAGCAACUAGUUAUCGAAUGAUAAUGAAAUUUGAAAUAUCGGCGAUAACUCUUGGCUGCUAUUCGGUUUUUCCUUGUUAUGCUAUCUUAUUUAUUUUUAGAAUUCAAGACCUACUACGCAGUCUUAAUUUUUUUCUCAUCGAAUGAUCUCCCAAGUAUCAUUCUUAAUCAGAGUUGUAAUCUCAGUGAGAAUUAUUUCCUCUCAUUAUUCGUAAUGUUGUGUUUAUGUAUACCUACAGAUUAACGUAUGCGUCUUGUAAGCAUGCUUAUAACUGCGCUAUAGUGCCGCCAUUGUUAUCUGUAGUAUUUCAGAGUGACUAAUAAUUCGUGGUAAAAUAUUAUUUCAAAAGAUCGUUACGUAUUAAUCAUUUCUGAAACAAUAAAAUGUUACUAAUGCUAUUUUACAACCGCGUCUAUUGGCAACAAUUCACAUGAUACGUAUAUAAAGUAUAUGUUAUAAAUAAGUAAGAAGUCCAAGAGCCAAUGACAGUUUCAAACCACUCAGGAAAAAAUUAUUAUAAAAUAAAAUCCAAAAUUUGUCUCUAUCUCAUCAUAUAGAAAAAUCUCAUGAGAAUUGAAUGUGAAAAUGUAAAUUCUAUAUAAAUAAUAUUCCCAAGGAUCAGUUUUAUGCAUAAAUGCGUUCAGAUAGAGAGAAAUUUUUGGUCCGAGUAUAUAAUUUUAUAUGAUUAUAUAUAAUUAUUCUUUCUGAGCAUGAAAAGAAUCAUGUAAUUCUGAUUAAAAGAGUGACGUGCAAUGUUAUCCAUACGCAACAAGAUAUGACCUUG